Molecule: messenger RNA, 548 nt
Organism: Prunus avium (sweet cherry)
Lineage: Eukaryota; Viridiplantae; Streptophyta; Magnoliopsida; Rosales; Rosaceae
Product: protein NRT1/ PTR FAMILY 5.5-like
Source: RefSeq, a predicted model, not a curated record
GUUUUCUUCCCCAACUUCCUCCAUCUCUUGGAGUCAGAAAUGGCACCGUCUCUGCUGAAGGCCAGCGUUGUGGUUGUGCCGAAUUUACUCACCACAUAUAUCAUGUCGAUAAUGGCUACAUACUUAACUGAUGUAUGGGAGCUCAGUAUUACACACGCUGCUGCAAUUGUCAAUUUGUACUCGGGCAUGGUUGGUAUAAUACCAGUGGGCUUGAUUUUCAUAGUCUACAUGACUGGUUUCACGGGUAGCUACUGGAUGAUCUUGCUCUCCAGAUUUAGCUUUACCGCUGGUUUGGUUCUUUUGACACUGUCAACACCACCCGUCCUUUCUUGGGCAACAGGCACUUGCAGCGCAUCUGAGGCCGAGUGCAUUGGCCAAGUUCAGAAGAUUACACAUCUCUACCUCUAAUAGCUGUUGGAGUGUCUGCUCACUUGGCCUCUGCACUGACAUUCCUCGAUGAGCUGUUGAAGCAGAGAAAAUCUGAGCCGUUGCUGCCAUCAUCAUCAGAAUCUGAUCAGCAGACGCCUACUACUACUACUACCACUACU